CAUUAUCUGGCUGGAGAUCCUCUGCUGCGGUGUCCCUCAGAAACAGUCCAUUCCAGCCAUCCAGGGUAACAACAGUCAGCUGCAGCCUGCCCCAGCGUGCCCAGUCACAGGGCUGGCCCACAGCCAGGCCUGAGUCUUUCACAACAGGAAGUUGUACAGAUACAUGUCAAGAGUGAGAGGGCACUCUUCCAAACUACCAUGUUCUACAGCAAAAGUUCUCUAACCGCUCACUAGCAUCAUGCGAAUGUUUUGAUGAGUGUGAUCAAGCAGUGUUGUGCAGCACAGUAAGCAAAACAGUGUUGAUGCUGCAACAUUUCAUAAUCGAGAUGAAGGAGCAGCUAAGGCAGAAAGAUGAGGUAAGGAGCUUGGUGUCAGUUCUGGAAUGAAAAAGCAUGCACUUACACAACACUAGCAAGCAUGUAAUAAUUAAGGAAUUUACUGCAGCAAUCAGAGCAAAAAGAACUGAGAAAGUCCCUGAAUAACCUUGGCCAAACGUUUAAGAUAAAGAAAAAAGAAAGUUGGUCUAAUAGGUACGCAAUCGCUUUAUCUUGAUAUAUGGAGUGCCUAAAAAAUGCCUUAUGAUUCCUAAGUUAUUCCACAGUUAUUACCACUGUUUAGGCAUUAUUAAGCAUCAUUAAUAAGCAUUAUUACCACAGCUUUUCAGAAGAAAGUCUAGAAGGCUGACUACAACAUUUCCUUGUUCCUCAUUUCUGGGAAGUUCCUGGCUACAAUCUUGCUAAGGCCACAAUACAGAACAGUGCCAAUGAUCCAUCCCCAAAUCACAAGCUGGACUAAGGUCCCAGCACAGCACAGUAGCAAGAACUUCUCCUUUUUGAAAAGUACACUGAAACUUCUCCAAAAUAUUAUGUGCCAUAGAAAGGAAUUUAAUAUAGAACAGUUCCCUCUCGAUUACCAUCCUAGAUAUCCUGAUCAUUAAGCAAGAAAAAGAGGUUACUGUUUCUCGUAGCUACCUCAUGGCACAGUGAGGCCUGAGUGAAAGGUAGAAGUUCAGAAACACCAUGAAGACUUUAAUAUCAAUUUUAACAACAUAUCCAAUGUCAUCAACAGUUGUUAAGUAUUGUCUCCAAAAAGUCCUAAGGUCCUAACAAAGCAUCACAAAAAUAUGGAUGGUCUUGUCUCCAAGUCCUGCCUGACCCCCUCCUUGUCAACUGCACUACUCACUCUUGCGUAAUACAUUCAAUACAGUACACGCUAAAGGAAGCAACAAAGGAGCUGUAACUGGUGUCACAAUAUCACUUUCAAAAGAGGCCAGGAAACUCUUCUGAUUUAUCCUAUUUGGGAGAUAUAUAUAUAUAUAAAUUCUAUAUGAAAGUAACCCAGGAAAUACAAUGAUAACAGCUUACUGUGGGGCUCACGCUUCUAAUUACACAUAAAAGAUAGGCAAACCUAAAAGGUAUUGACUACUCGUCAAAGUCAGCACGGCACUCAAUAUUCAAUAUCCUGCAUUAAUAAGUUGAAAGAAGUACAAACCAGCUUAGGCCAAAGGAGUCACAUAGUCAAAGAUUUCCACAGACAAUAAAAGCAGAAACAUUUCACUGUAUUCUGUUACUAAAGUAGAAUAUAAGCUAAUGAUACGCUGACAAAGCAGAAAAUUGAUCUAAGAAGGUUGACAUUUACUUUAAGAGGCUAAGAGCUCAAAUUUAGGAUAGAGACAAAGAAAUAGAUAACUGAGUGAGAAUGUAAUUUUUGAAUGACUGCCAGACUUGGAACCAAUGUAAACAUUAUUGCUUCUUUUUACAAAUAUUUCUCUCAUUAUUUACAAGGAUAAUAUGGAAGGCAAUAUAAUAGGAAAAAAAUCCAAAAAACCCUGUGUUUCAUUUCUUGGUUGGUUUUGCUAGACUACCUAGUUAACUCUGUCGUGUUUAAAUUUAUGUGAUUUUGAAUAUGCUUCUUCUUUUUUAAAGCAAUUUUUUAUUACAUUCUCCUUGUAAAAUUAAUUACCAAUAUGGUUAAGGACCUAUUAGGCUCAUACUUUCAAGUCCAAUGCCUUCUUCUACUUCUCCAGUGGAAACUACUGUUAAAUAUUUGGUGUUUAACCUUUCAAAUCUUUAUCUAUGCUUCUCUAUGUAUAUGUAUGACCCUAGAGAAAAUACAUCGUAUGGCUGUGUGUGGACUUUUUUCUUUAAUACAAAUGAUUUUGUACCAGGUGCCUCUUUAGCCAUAUUGUUUUGUUUUGUCUUUCUUUCAACAAUAGAUGUUGGAGAUUGUCCCACAUUAGUACACACAGAUCCCCCUCAUUCUUGUGUUUUGUUUGUUUGCUGUAUAUAAUAUUUCAUAGCUUGACUAAAUGAUGCUUAGUUAAAUCAUAUGUAGUUAAAAGAUAUUUAGGUUGUUCACACUAUUAUAAACAAUGCUACAAAAUCAUUCCCUAUAAAUGUUCCAUCAUGUAUGUGCACGAGUUAUUUUUUGAGGAUAGAUUUUGAAACGUGAAAUGCAUAAUUUAAAUAUUAAUUUAAGGAAAAAAACCAAACCCCGCUGCCGUUGAGUCGAUCGCGACUCAUGUAAAUGGGCAGUGCUAAAUCACCCUCCAAAGCAGUUGUGCUGCCUCCAGGUCAGGGGUGCUCCGAACACUCAUGCACAGAGAGAUUUAGUAACCUGCCCACACAGCUGUUCCUGCCCUGCCUGAUUCGUGACAUGGAAGAAGUGAUAUGGGGUCUUCUCCUCUUGCUAGCCAGCCUGCCUGCCUUGGAAGCCAGUGACAUUGUUCAUAAAGACACUCCCUUCUACUAUGACUGGGAAGGCCUCCAGCUUGGUGGGAUGAUCUGUGCAGGGCUCCCCUGCAUCGCGGGAAUCAUCUUUGUUUUAUGUAGCAAAUGCAAAUGCAAGUCUGUUCAGAAGCACAACCCCUUACCUGAGAAAACUACCCUACUCAUCAUUCCAGACUCUGCCAGUAACUGCUGAGCUUCAUGGAACUCCAAGACUAACUUGCCCCUCUCUCCUUAAACUGGCCUUUUGCCACUCCCUCCCCAUCUGGGGGCUUUAACCUCCAGGGAUCUCUUCCUCUCCCAGGGCAGCCCUUAGGCUAGCUUUUUUUUUCAAUUAAGAAAAAACCAGGGUAUGAAAACACUCACGUACUCAUGAACUUAGCAGCUUUUGCUAUUAUCACUUCUGUCAUUUCUGUCAAUAUGAUGGAGUUUUUAAAAUUUUUAAUAGUAUUUUCUUGAAUACUCACUGAAUGAAUACCUUCUCCUGUAGUGACAUAUUUCUCUUUUAUUAGUCAUCCAAUCUUACUCUUUACACACUUUGCAACUGGGUAGUUGCUCCUAGGUGGCACAAAGGGUUUGUGCUCAACUACUAGCCUAAGAGGUUUGAGGUUUGAACCCACCUAGCAGUACCACAGAAGAAAGGCCUAGCAACUUCCUUCCAAAAGGUCAUAGCCAUGAAAACCCUACUAAACAGAGUUCUACUCUGUAACACUCUGUUUGUGGAUCGCCAUGGGGUGGAAUCAACUCCACAGCAACAGGUUUGAUUUUGGUUUUAGUUUCUUUUUUUGUUUGUUUCAAAGGAAAUUCUUUAUAUAUUGUACCAAUCUUUUGUAAUGAAUGGUGCAAAUAUUUUUCCCAGUCUUUUAAUGUAAUUUUUAAUAUUUUGUAAGAGGGAAGUUUUUUUUUUUUU
This is a messenger RNA of Trichechus manatus latirostris (Florida manatee), 3636 nucleotides long. Its product is annotated as FXYD domain-containing ion transport regulator 4-like. Gene Ontology annotation, biological process: regulation of sodium ion transmembrane transporter activity; potassium ion transmembrane transport. Gene Ontology annotation, cellular component: membrane. NCBI's taxonomy places the organism in Eukaryota, Metazoa, Chordata, Mammalia, Sirenia, Trichechidae. The record is from RefSeq and is a predicted model, not a curated record. Gene Ontology annotation, molecular function: sodium channel regulator activity.